GUCUUCACGUGAUGUGGUAAUUACUCGCGCGGGAGGCGGGAAUCUGCGUGUUGUUGGUGCCCGAGGGAUGGAAAAGAUGCAUGUUGAGCACUGCGUGAUUCACCUAGCACGAAGAAUGAGUCCCCAGACGAGCGACAGCAGCUCAAUGAACACAACCAAAGAUGAAUCAGAAGUGACAUCAUGGCUAUUAUUUGCAUCCAGAAACAUGAUUAACAAAAAAAGAAAAACCACAGGGGGAGGGAGGAAAUGCUACAUGCAAAAUUAUGUACCAUCUAUAUCUGAGGAAAUGAUGAGUUGAAUGAUUUGGAAAGACUCAACGACUCUUCACCAGCUCUUUAGAUGUUAUCAAGGAACCUGGAGAACCCAUCAGGAAUGAAGUGGAACAUUUGUGGCCUCCUGCUCAUUUUAUCUGUCCCCUUCUGUAUAUCUGUAGGACCUUUUAAGUCCUGUACUAAAACUUACAACAACUUAUGUCCUAUUCCUGACAGAACUUCAGAUAGAAUUAUGGAUAUGUUUAUCCUGGGUAGAGAUGGUUUCAUGGGAUACUUGAAAACAGGCAAUAAUUUUGCAAGGAACAUGUCCGGUAUUCUGAGCUGUUCUAAUGGAUCUUCAGUAAACACUACACAACAACUAGUCAACAUGAAAGUUUUUUCAUUUGAAGAAAAUACAAACUGUACAAUGAACACAUCGCUAACAGAGAGCAAAGACUAUGGAGUGAUUUUGUCAAGAAAUUUACCAUACAAACUCAAUAUAAGCAGAUUUGUUAUACCCACAUUUGUCUGCUUAAUUGAAGGGAAAUGCAAAAAUGGCACUUGGACAGACUGGAUUACAGACCUUAGGGGGACCAAUGAAACCACUAAAUAUUUUAAAAAAGUUGCAUGUAACAUAACCUGCCUGAAUCCCACAAAGACGUGUCAGAAUGCAAAAUAUAAUUCUAAUUGUAGUGCCAUUAAUGCAGGUGAAGAAAGUAAAAUGAACAACAUUGAGAUCCAGGAUGGAAAAGCAACUUGUUUUAAGUGUGGAAGUCCUUUUGAAGUGGUGAAAGAAGUCUCCUUACCCAAAGAAAUGUCAAAUAAAUUUAAUGCUAAUAAAACAGAAACAGAUGCUGGCACAGCUGCUGAGGCCAUGAAAAACCUCUCCAGCAUUCUGUCUCUGAUGGGGAAUUUGACCGUUGCCUCUAUAUCCAUGGGUAAUGUAAAAGGGAUUUUAAAGAAAAUUCCAAGUGAGUCUGAAAUCAAGAUGUCCUACUUCAUCUACUCUUCAGAAACUGACAUCAAAGUCUUAGAUGAUUUGGAUCAACUGAAAAAUUAUCCCAAUGUUUUCAGUAUUCCAGAGGAAGCCGCUAAGAAAGCACUCAACCAAAGCAGAGAAAAGGCUUUUAUGAGUGUUUUCCGCUUUCCCAGCAUGACAAAGGAUGCAGAGAACAGUCCAGUUUUGAAUGAUGAGGUUUAUGCAAUCGAAAUGGGGGCACAAAUUUCCAAUCUGAGUGACAACAUCAGCUUAACCUUUCCAAAAAAUCAGGCGAUUGGAACUCCUGUUUGUAAAUCAUGGGAUGGAAACGGGAGUAGACCAAACUGGACAACUGAAGGAUGUACUACUCUCACAGAAGGAGAACAUAUAACAUGUAAAUGUGAACACUUGACUUUCUUCGCUGUGCUCAUGAUCCCUCCAGAACCCAUUUCCCAAAAUGACCUCAACGCUCUCACCUACAUCACCUACAUCGGCUGUGGCCUCUCAUUGUUUUUCCUGUCCAUUGGGCUUUUUAUGCAUUUCCUCAUGAGGAAAGUGAAGGCCACUGAUUCAAUGCACGUGCUGAUUAAUCUCUUCGUGGCGCUGUUCCUGCUCAAUGUGGCCUUCCUGUCGAAUGAGUACGUAGCACGUGCAGGGGACAUCACUGCCUGCAAGGUCAUGGCUGGAUUCAUGCACUACUGCUUGCUAUCCAGUUUCACCUGGUUUGCAGCGGAGGCUUUUCACCUUUGCCUGCAGAUGGCCAAACACUCAGUCACCAUCAAACAUUACAUCAUCAAGAUCUCUGUGGUUGGCUGGGCUCCUCCUGCUCUUGUUGUCAGUAUCAUUUACAUCUUGGGCAAAUAUGGUGAGCAGACCAUAAAAACGGACACAAGCAAUGUAACUAUGUGCUGGAUUUUGGACUCCGAUAUCCACUACUAUGUGAACAUCAGUUAUUACUGCUUCAUCUUCGUCUUCACUUUUACCACCUUCAUUGUUGUGCUGCGAUGGCUCUCCUUGCUGAAGCUGAACCGGUUGAACAAGGUUGAAAAGGUGCAGCGCUCAAGUACCACCACUUUGGACAUCACCACCAUCCUGGGCCUCUGCUGUAUGCUGGGACUCACCUGGAGUUUUGCCUUUUUCGGCUACGGAGCUCUGCGUCUGCCCUCGUACUACAUAUUCACCAUCCUGAACUCCUUCCAAGGAUUCUUUUUGUUCAUAUAUUACUUGAAAGCAAGCCGCCACUUUGGAGACUCAGAAGAGAGCAAAAGGACUGAAGACACCAAUACAGAAAAUCCAUAUGAAGACCUGUCCACAGAAGACACCCGAAAAGCCAUCUGACCUCUACGUCUGUGGAUUUGAAAUGUCUUAUCUGUCUAUUGAUAUUUUAUAUUCAUUUGUAUUAUAAUGCAAUCCACUGCAAAUUCUGUAACGUAACGCUUUCUGAAAUUUCGGAAUUUUAGAAUUCGGGCUCUUUCAGUUCAUGAGUUUGAACUGUAUUGAAUUUCAUUUUAAAGAAAUUCAAAGCAGAAGAAUUGGAUUAGUCCUAUUUUGAGACAGAAUAAAUAUAUUGAUGUAUAAUUAAUAAUAAUGUAUAAUAUUAUAUAAUAUAAUCUGCUGUAUAUUUAGCUUUAAUUACAAAUUUGUUUUUGGAAAGACUUCUACAAAUGUAACUGAAUUUCAUGAUACGAUUCUAUUGAUGUAUUUGUCUUAACACUGUAUAAUUUUAUGCAUAUAUACAUAAUGCAUAAAUAAAUACUGAUUACUAUGGUAUAUUCUAUCAUGAUAGAAAAGUUGCUAAAAGUUAAUAGAUAUAAUUUGAUUUAUAUACUUUUUAGUCAGUUCAUUUAUCUAGAUAGUAGGUGUAUUUUCUAUCUUAAAUUGAAAUCAGUAGUUUCUGAGCAGCUCAUCAAGUUUAACUUGUCUUGUGCUUCCAUUAGCUGUGUGUGUUUACUGAUGACCAGUCACAUAAACUCAGAAAUAAUAUAUUGCUAUGAACAUUGAAGUUUUUAUUACACCUACACAGACGUUUCGAACUAUGUAAUGCACAAUUGUCCUUAAAAGAUUGUGUAUUAAAACCUUAGCUUAGUAUGGUGUUAUGCAAAAGAUUAAAACUUUUUGAAUAGGGAGGACUAUAAGGACUAUUUUAAAUGUCCUCACAAAGUGGCUUUCAAACAUAUUUUUAAAAGUAAAGUCCAAAGAUAAAACAAAUAUACAUUAUGAUUUCUUGUUUAUUAUUAAACUUCAGUAAACACAAUCAAAGUACAG
This is a messenger RNA of Carassius auratus (goldfish), 3495 nucleotides long. Its product is annotated as adhesion G-protein coupled receptor G2. Gene Ontology annotation, cellular component: plasma membrane. Lineage: Eukaryota; Metazoa; Chordata; Actinopteri; Cypriniformes; Cyprinidae. The coding region runs from base 340 to 2568 and encodes 742 amino acids. Gene Ontology annotation, biological process: adenylate cyclase-activating G protein-coupled receptor signaling pathway; cell surface receptor signaling pathway. The record is from RefSeq and is a predicted model, not a curated record. Gene Ontology annotation, molecular function: G protein-coupled receptor activity. The transcript has 20 exons.